UACGUAUUAGACACAAAUGACAGGCUGUUUUUACAGUCCUUUUCUUUCGCGACUGAAUAUACUCGAGAUACUCACAUGUAGGUAUUCGUGCAUCUUGGAUUGCGUUUCUGGACCGAGGAACAUUUUAAAAUGUUUUUGUCAGAUCGAAAGGUGUCCGUUUUUAUUCGUUUUUUAUUCCUUCUGCUCAUUCGUUUUCGGGAUCAGAUUUCUGGACAAAUCAUCUACACUGUUUCAGAAGAGGUGAAGAAGGGAACCUUUGUCGGGAAUAUCGCUAAGGAUUUGAAUCUCAAUGUCCAAGAACUGGAAUCGCGUAUGUUUCACAUUGUAUCUGUGGCUAAGAGGAAAUAUUUCGAGGUAAAUUUUAAAACUGGCAUUCUUUUUGUUAAUGAGAACAUAGAUAGAGAGGAACUGUGUCCCAACAUACCGUCAUGUUCUUUAAAUUUAGAAGCUAUUGUUAAUUUUCCUUUGAAUUUAUAUCGUGUUGAAAUAAACAUAGUUGAUAUUAAUGACAAUUCACCCGCAUUUUCUGUGGAAUCGCAGUAUAUAAAUGUUUCGGAAUUAACGUUUCCAGGAGUCCGAUUUCCACUGCUCAGUGCUUUUGACGCAGAUGUAGGCAGUAAUUCUAUAAAAACAUACAAGCUCAGUCCGAAUGAGCACUUCUCUCUGGAUGUACAGAGUGGUGGUGAGCAGAGCGUGUCUGCUGAGUUAGUGCUGCAGAAAGCUUUAGACCGAGAGAAACAGCCUGUGAUUCGUCUUGUGCUGACUGCUGUUGAUGGAGGCAAACCACCCAAAUCUGGAAGUUUGGAGAUUGUAGUGAAUAUUUUAGAUAGCAAUGACAACACUCCAGUGUUCAGCAGUCCAGUCUAUAAAGUCCGUGUCUAUGAAAAUGUCCUUUAUGGGACAUUAGUAAUAAAACUUAAUGCGACCGAUCUUGAUGAGGGCAAAAAUGGUGAAAUAGUCUAUGCUUUCAGUAGUCAUGGGCAGAAAGACAUUUGGGAUAAAUUCACAAUCAAUGCCAUCAGCGGAGAAAUUACAGUUAAAGGGGACAUUGAUUAUGAGGAGAACAGUGUUUAUGAAAUUCGUGUUCAGGCCCAAGACAGAGGACAGUCUCCAAUGGCGGCACAUUGUAAAGUCCUAGUUGAAGUCAUAGAUGUCAACGACAACGCGCCUGAAAUAGCAGUGACAUCUCUUUCGAACACUGUGAAAGAAGACGCUGGCGUAGGAGCAGUAGUUGCUUUGUUUACCGUAGUAGAUAAAGACAGCGGUAAGAAUGGGAAAGUUCACUGCGAAGUUUCCGCCUCUGUCCCAUUUAAACUGCAGUCCUCGUAUAAGAACUAUUACUCAUUAGUAAUUAGUGGACCUCUGGACCGAGAGAACUGUUCUCAGUACAAUGUCACGAUCACGGCGAGAGACGAAGGGACUCCGCCUCUCUCCAGCACCAGCGUCGUUGUUGUACACGUGUCUGACGUGAAUGACAACGCGCCACACUUUCCAGAAUCUGUUAUUGACAUGUAUGUGAAGGAAAACAACCCAGUAGGAGCUGCUGUGUCGACCAUAUCCGCAUUUGAUCCGGAUUUAAACGAAAAUGCACAGAUAACCUAUAAUCUAUUGGAAAGUCCUACCAAGGGAGUGCCCGUUUCCAGUAGAAUAAACGUGAACUCUGUUAGUGGUGACAUUUAUAGUAUGCAGUCCUUUGAUUAUGAAGAAAUGAAAACAUUUCAAUUUCAAGUUCAAGCCACUGAUUCUGGCGUCCCGCCACAAAGCAGCAACUUGACUGUAAACGUUUUUAUUCUUGACGAAAAUGAUAACUGUCCUGGUCUCCUGCCUCCUUAUUCUGAUCACGGUUCCGUUACUACAGAAAACGUUCCAUAUUCUGCUGAAGCGGGAUAUUUUGUGGCCAAGAUAAGGGCUGUGGACGCCGACUCAGGUUAUAACGCACUUCUUUCAUUUAAC
Molecule: messenger RNA, 1953 nt
Organism: Lepisosteus oculatus (spotted gar)
Lineage: Eukaryota; Metazoa; Chordata; Actinopteri; Semionotiformes; Lepisosteidae
Source: RefSeq, a predicted model, not a curated record